AUGAUCUUUGCUGAUGUAGAUGUCACAAAAGAGCCAAUUCCUGUCAUUCCUACUGUGCAUUAUUGUAUGGGUGGUAUUCCAACCAACUACAAAGGAGAAGUAAUUAGCUACACUAAGGAAAAAGGCGACCAGGUUGUGCCAGGUCUUUAUGCCGCUGGAGAAUGCUCGGCGCAAUCUGUUCAUGGUGCAAAUCGUCUUGGAGCUAACUCACUUCUUGACAUUGUCAUUUUCGGAAGAGCUGCUGCCUUGAGCAUUCUCGAACAUACUAAGCCCGGUGUUGGAGUGCCAGAUUUACCAAAGGAUGCUGGAGAGUCAUCUGUUGAAAACAUUGAUACCCUGCUUCACAGAAAGGAUGGCCCGUCUACCGCGAAAGUCAGGCUGCAGUUGCAGAAAACUAUGCAGAAGCACGCUGCUGUGUUUAGGCGUGGCGAUAUCCUUCAGGAAGGUGUCAAGAAAGUGCAGGAUAUCUACAAAGAGAUUAACAGGUUACAUGUGUUGGAUAGCAGUUUGAUCUGGAACAGCGAUCUGAUAGAAACUUUGGAGCUUCAAAAUCUUCUUAUCAAUGGAAUACAGACAAUUGUUGCUGCCGAGGCUAGAAAGGAAUCGCGUGGUGCCCAUGCUCGUGACGAUUUCCCCAAACGUAUUGACGAGUAUGAUUAUAGCAAGCCAGUCGAAGGGCAAAAGAAGAAGCCAAUUGAGGAGCAUUGGCGUAAGCACACCAUGAUCCACGUCGAUGUUCCCACCGGCAAUGUGAAAUUGGACUACCGCCCAGUCAUCGACAAAACUUUGGACAAGAGCGAAACAGACUGGAUCCCUCCAAAGAUCCGUUCAUAUUAA
Cylicostephanus goldi is the source of this 837-nucleotide messenger RNA. The record is from the annotation of a GenBank genome assembly. Lineage: Eukaryota; Metazoa; Nematoda; Chromadorea; Rhabditida; Strongylidae.